Molecule: messenger RNA, 4683 nt
Organism: Acomys russatus (golden spiny mouse)
Lineage: Eukaryota; Metazoa; Chordata; Mammalia; Rodentia; Muridae
Gene: Ninl
Product: ninein like
Exons: 24
Biological process (GO): microtubule anchoring at centrosome
Cellular component (GO): centrosome
Molecular function (GO): calcium ion binding
Source: RefSeq, a predicted model, not a curated record
AGGAGCCCAGAGGAGCGCGGCGACCAGACACAAAGAGCAGUGGAGGGACGAGCGCCCUGGGGACCGUACCCGGAUCGCUUUUCAUCAGGCUCCCGGUGCCCGCAUCCGGACUCGGUUUAUAGAGCAGAGGCUCCCAUUCCUCAGCCUGCUAUGGGAUGGACAACCAAGAAGAGAACCAUUAUGUACUACAGCUCAGGGAUGUCUACAGCAGCUGUGACACCACAGGGACUGGGUUUCUGGACCAGGAAGAGUUGACCCAGCUAUGCACGAAGCUUGGCCUGGAGGAGCAGCUGCCAACCCUCCUUCAGAUUCUUCUUGGAAAUGACCGCUUGGCCAGGGUCAACUUUGAGGAAUUUAAGGAAGGUUUUGUGGCUGUGCUGUCAUCUGGUUCCUGUGUAGGGCCCUCUGAUGAGGAAGGUAGUUCUUCAGAGUCUGCUACUUCCUGUGCUGUCCCUCCAAAGUACACGAGCGGCUCUAAGUGGUAUGGCCGCCGGAGCCAACCCGAGCUUUGUGACUCUGCCACCACAACCAAAUAUGGACCAGAGCAGCAGGCUAAGGGCAGUGUGAAAUCUCCACAGAGACGUUCUGCAUCUCUGGAAAGUGUGGAGAGCCUCAAGUCAGAUGAGGAUGCUGAGAGUGCUAAAGAACCUCAGAAUGAAUUGUUUGAAGCACAAGGCCAGCUGCAAUCCUGGGGUUGUGAGGUCCUCGGGACACCCCGGAAAUCCUGUAGCCCUCCCUUCAACACUCCUGAGAACCAGGUCCAGGGCAUCUGGCAUGAGCUGGGGGUUGGCAGCAGCGGUCACCUGAAUGAGCAGGAGCUGGCUGUGGUCUGCCAAAGCAUCGGGCUCCAUGGGCUUGAGAAACAGGAACUUGAAGAACUCUUCAGCAAACUGGACCAAGAUGGAGAUGGCAGAGUGAGUCUUGCAGAGUUUCAGCUUGGCCUGUUCGGUCAUGAGCCUUCUUCAAUUCCAGAAUCUUCCAGUCCGGUCAAACCAAACAGGACUUGGUCUCAUUAUCAGGAGGAGAAUGGCUGCCACACCACCACGACGUCAUCUCUCGUGUCAGUGUGCUCAGGCCUGCGCCUGUUCUCCAGUGUUGACGAUGGCAGUGGCUUUGCCUUUCCCGAGCAAGUCAUCUCCGCAUGGGCCCAGGAGGGCAUUCAGAACGGCAGGGAGAUCUUGCAGAGCCUGGACUUCAGUGUGGAUGAGAAGGUGAACCUCUUGGAGCUAACCUGGGCCCUUGACAAUGAACUCCUAACAGUUGAUGGUGUCAUCCAGCAGGCAGCCCUGGCCUGCUACCGCCAGGAACUCAGCUACCACCAAGGGCAGGUGGAGCAGCUGGUACAUGAACGUGACAAGGCAAGGCAGGACCUGGAGAAAGCUGAGAAGAGGAACCUGGACUUUGUAAGAGAAAUGGAUGACUGCCACUCGGCCCUGGAACAGCUCACAGAAAAGAAAAUCAAGCACCUAGAGCAAGAGUACAGGGGAAGGCUGAGCCUCCUGCGGUCCGAGGUGGAGAUGGAGCAGGAGCUGUUCUGGGAACAAGCCCGCAGGCAGAGAGCCGUGCUGGAGCAGGAUGUGGGCCGCCUCCAGGCUGAGGAGACCAGUCUCCGAGAGAAACUGACAUUGGCCCUGAAGGAAAACAGUCGAUUGCAGAAUGAGAUCCUAGAAGUGGUGGAAAAGCUUUCGGAUUCAGAGAAGCUGGUCCUCCGCCUGCAGAGUGAGCUCCAGUUUGUGCUGAAGGACAAGCUGGAGCCUCAGAGCAUGGAGCUCCUGGCUCAGGAAGAGCAGUUCACAGCCAUCUUGAAAGACUACGAGCUCAAGUGCAGGGACCUACAGGACCGCAAUGAUGAGUUACAAACAGAGCUAGAAGGCCUGCGGGUACGGCUGCCCAGGAGUCGACAGAGCCCCUCAGGGACCUCACGCACCCACAGAAGGCGGCACCCUGGACAUGGUCCAGCAGGCAAUCCCUUCAUGGGUGACUCCACUCCAGUGAGUUUGGAGACGGAAAUAAUGGUGGAGCAGAUGAAAGAACGUUACCAAGAGCUCAGAAUGCAGCUGGAGACAAAGGUAAAUUACUAUGAGAAGGAAAUUGAAGUCAUGAAGAAAAGCUUUGAGAAAGAUAAAAAGGAGAUGGAACAGGCAUUCCAACUGGAGGUCAGCAUUCUGGAGGGUCAGAAGGCAGAUCUGGAGGCCCUGUACGGCAAGUCACAGGAGGUCAUCCUGGGCCUGAAGGAGCAGCUGCAGGAUGCAGCACGAAGCCCUGAACCUGCUCCUGCUGGGCUGGCCCACUGCUGUGCACAGGCAUUGUGCACUCUGGCCCAGCGGCUGGAAGUGGAGAUGCAUCUGCGACACCAGAACCAGCUGCAGCAGAUAAGGAGAGAGGCAGAAGAAGAGCUGAACCAGAAGCUGUCCUGGCUGGAAGCCCAGCAUGCUGCCAGCUGCGAGAGUCUGUCCCUGCAGCACCAGUGUGAGAAGGACCAGCUGCUGCAGACGCACCUGCAGCGAGUAAAGGACCUAGCUGCUCAGCUUGUCCUGGAGAAGGGACGGCGAGAGGAGAGGGAACAAGAGGUCCUGGCACACUGUUGGAGGCAGCAGUUAAGGCUGCAGGCUGUGAUGAGUGAAGAGCAGGCACAGAUCUGCAGGUCAUUCACCCUGGAGAAGGAGAAGCUAGAACAAACCUACAGGGAGCAGGUUGAGGCACUUGUCCAGGAGGCAGACACACUUCGUGCUCUCCUGAAGAGCGGAACCACUGUGAUGAGUGACCAGCCCGAAAGGAUACCCAGCUCCAUGUCCCUGGGUCUAGAUAGCGGGCAGCAGCCACCAGCCCAGCAAGCUGUCAGCCCAGAUGGAAGGACAGGGGCACUAGCAGAAGAAUGGCUUGGCGAAGGGAGAGCUGAGGGGAAGGAUCUGCCUAGCCUGUCUUGUAGUAUAGAUGCCAUGCCAAGCCCAAGCCCUGUCCCAGUGUCUGGGAGGUCCUCAGAGAGCCUGGGUGUCAGAGACAACCACCAAGGUCCAUUCAUUGCUGAGGAGAGAGCCAUCCCAAAGGAACCAGAGCCUUCUUCUGUCAGGGCCCUCACAAGCCAGGGCCAGAAGCUGUCUUUGCCUACUCAGCCACAAAUACUGGAGCAAUGUUUGGUCCCAACUGCUCUGGACAGGAAAACAGCCCCUGCUGGAGUUCAGGGACAGACUUCAGAGGGCCUGGCUGGGGGUGGUGAAGGUAUCCAAGAGACUUGGCUCCAGUCCAGGGGAGAAGCUGCCAGAAUGAGGCCCUCCCAGACCUGCUCUGAGCUCUCAGAGCCUCAAGAGUCCAGCUUCAGGCACCUUGCCACUCUGGGGGAGGCAGAGGCCAAAGUUAUGUCAGAGAGUGAGAUGAAUGAUGUGAAGACCAAACUUCUGCAGCUGGAAGACGUCGUCCGUGCUCUUGAAAAAGAAGCAGAUUCCAGAGAGAAUUACAGGGCUGAGUUUCAGAGGCUUUCUGAAGAAAACUUUGUGUUGAAAAGUGACCUGGGGAGGAUUCAACUGGAACUAGAAACUUCAGAGAGCAGAAAUGAAAUGCAGAGGCAGGAAAUUGAGGUGUUGAAGAGAGACAAGGAACAGGCCUGCUUUGACCUGGAAGAGCUCAGCAUACAGACUCAGAAAUACAAGGAUGAAUUGUCACAGCUGCACUGCAGGAUCCUUCAGCUGGAAGGGGACACUUCUGCCCUCUACACCCAGAAGGAGGAAAAUCGCGUUGCCAUCCAGCUGUUAAUGCAGAAGCUGGAGGAGGCAGGGUGCCUGGAAGAGCAGCAGGGUGACCAUAUCCAAAAGCUUGAAGUUGAACUUGAACGUGUAAAUGAGGAAUGCCAGCACUUACAGCUGUCACAGGCAGAGCUGACAGAAAGCCUCCAAGAGAGUCGAGGCCAGCUGUACAGUGUCUAGCUGAGGCUGGAGGCAACACAGUCCCAGCAUGGCCAUAUUGUCCAGUGCCUGCAGGAACAGGUGGGUCAGUUGGUUCCUGGAGCUCGUGAAGCUGAACUGCAGCACCUGCUCAACCUCGCAGAGGAGGAGGCUGGGAGACAACUAAAUGUACAGCGGGAAGAAUACAGGCAACAGCUGAAGGCCAGGGAGGACCAGUUGGAGGACGCCGAGGCUAGGUUACGUAAUGUGGAGUGGCUGCUGCAGGAGAAGGUGGAGGAACUUCGGGGGCAGUUGGAGAAGAACACCAGAUCUGAUCUGCUGCUCAAGCAACUGUAUGUGGAGAAUGCCCACCUCAUGAAAGCUAUUCAGCUCACAGAGGAGAAGCAGCGAGGUGCCGAGAAGAAAAACCGUGUCUUAGAAGAAAAAGUUCGAGCUCUCAACAAACUCAUCAGUAAGAUGGCGCCAGCGUCCCUUUCUGUGUAGAGUCCACUGUUUCUUGGCGUUCACGUGAAGGAAUGUCUUUCUACAUAAUGCUACUCUGAUGCCAUAAUUUCCUACGGCUCACUAGCCACACAAGGACGGAUUCCUGUUCACCCUACAAGCAUUCAGUGAAUGUCUACUAUGUGCCAGGUUCUGGGGAAGCAGACGUGGUAUAGUCUGUUGUGGCCAAGAGUCUUGGGUAGCAUCCUGGGUUAAAUCUCCAAGUUUGAUCCUAUUGAGAACAACUCAGCCUCUUGGCAAAGAGCAACAAAGGGAAAGUGGUUGAGGACGUUGGGUGUUGUGA